AUGGGGUGUCGCGUGUGCCGGGCGAGAAAGGUCAAAUGCGAUGGCCGCCCCAACGGGUGCCGCAACUGCGAGCGCCUGCAGCUCGAAUGCGUGGGUGACGACGGCGCGCCGCUGAUACUCGACGGCGGCGGCGGCAGCGGCGGCAGCGGCAAGGGCGACGGGAGCAAGGGCGUUGCAGGCGUCGGCGCGCUGCGCAAGAUCCGCACGUAUCGCUCGUGCCAGAGCUGCCGCCUCAGCAAGACCAAGUGCAACGGCGACAGGCCGCGGUGCGCGCGGUGCGUGGCCAAGGGCGCAGAGUGCGUCUACGACGGCGGGUCAGCGCCGCGCUGGACGAGGAGCCUCAAGAGGGGAGGGAGCGUCGACGUCAAGGCCGAGCGGCGGGAUGAUGGUGCCGAGUCGUCGCCGCCGGGGGACCAUGGGUCGUCGGCAACGACGGCGGAUGGACGUGGGGAAGGAAGCGAGGCGGCAUCGUCGUCGAGAGCAUCUGCUGAGGCGAGGGCUGGCGAGGGGACGAGCAGCAUCGGCGUAGGCGGUUCUGCCUCUGCCGGCGGUGAUGUGACGCCCUCGCAUCCGCUUUCAUGGCUCCUCUCCCCCGAGCUCCCCACCGGCCGGAGCCUGCGCCGCGUCGUCGAGCAGUACUUUGCCAACGUGCACCCGCUGCGGUGCUUCGCCUUUGUGCACAAGCCGUCCUUUAUGCGCCAGCUGGACCGCGGCUUCGCCUCCGACGACGAGUCGGCGCUGCUGCACAUCAUCUGCGCCCACGGUGCCAAGUUUCUGCUGCUCGGCAGCGGCGCGGGGGAUCUGACGCCGCCGCCGCCGCCGGUCGGCCUUCGGGGCGCUGGCAACCAGUGGGCGCGCCGGGCCGAGUUCCUGUUACUGGCAAAUUUCGGCAAGAUUUCGGUGCAGCGGCUGAUGACCGCCAUCCUCCUCCACGACUUCCACUUCCGCCUUGGCGAGUACGGCCAGGCACUUAUGAUUAGCGGCCUCGCUGUGCGCAUGGCACACGCGCUCAAGAUCAACGCCGAGUACAACGCCGACGUGCUGUGCGCCGAUGAGCGCGACGCGGCGGCGCCGUCGGUGGCAUCACGCGAGUCGCGCCGCCGCCUCAUGUGGGCGUGCUACGUGCUCGAUGCGUGGGCAGGCUCGGGUGUUGACCAGCUGACACUUUUGCGCGAGAGCGACAUCAAGAUUCAGCUGCCCUGCAACGAGCGCAACUUUGGCCUGCGCAUCCCCUCCGUCACCGAGACGCUUGGUGUCGGCCACGUCCUGCAGUUCCUGCCGCCGGCCAUUGUGCCGCGCCGCCCGGCCGCGAACAUGGGCAUCAUGGCCUACUACAUCCGCGUAGUUGCGCUGUGGAAGCGCAUCGUGCGGUACGUCGCCGGCCACGGGCUGGGGCUGCACGCCGACGACCGUCCGCCGCCGUGGCAGCCCGACUCGCACUUUGCGGCCCUAGACGCGGACCUGCACCUGUGGCGCCGCGAGCUGCCCGACUUUGUCGAGUACUCGACCGAGACCAUCUACGCGCGCCUCGACUCCAACCAGCUGGGCGCCCUCGUCCUCAUCCACUGCACCUACCACCACAACUACCUCGAGCUCUACAAGAUCACCAUGCCCGACCUCUUCAAGCUGGACAAGCCAUUUGUCUUCCCGCCCGAGCACCAGGAGUUCCUGCAGACCAUGCAGGCCAACUGCUACUACCACGCCGCGCAGAUUGCCGAGAUCCUCGCCGAGGCGGCCGAGCACGGCGCGCGCCUCCUGUCGGACAGCCUGCUGCCGUUCUUCAUAUACGACAGCAGCCGCGUCAUGCUGUAUUACGUUGCGCGGCUGCUAGAUCCGUCGCGGCCGGAUGCGGAGACCAAGAUGCGGGAGGCGAUCCGUGCCGUGGAGAGCAACAACCGCGUCCUGAGACUCAUGUCGACGCUGUUUCCGAUUGCCCAGAGCCUGUCGGCGACGAUAGAGCGAUGGCUCGCCAAACUGCAGCGGGCCGUCAGUCAGGACGACCUGGUGAGCAGCCUGCAGUCGGAGCACCGGCUGGAGGCGCACCGCUCUGAAUUAUUAAGCGGCGCGCGCGAGUCGUCCGAGUUCAUCCUCCCGCCGCUCCACUCCCUCGCCCGCACCGGCGGCGUCGGCGGCUCCGUCACCCCCGACAAGCGGACGCCCGGGCUCUCUUCCGGCGGCGGGACGGGAAGCGUGCCCGACUCGCCGGCGUGGAGCACCGUCAACCCCAACGCGGCCAACGCAUCGUGGGACGGCACCAGCGCCGCGGCGCACCAACUGGUCGGGCUGAGCACGCAGGCGGCGCAGGCGAGCGGGCUGCAGCACGAGCGGCCGGUCCUGCUCCAGCAGCAGCAGCAGGGGCCCCCCGUGAAGCGCCAGGGCAGCCAGCCCAUGUGCGAGGCGCUGGACCUCGACGACCUGCAGAACUUUUUGAGCUGGGACAUGUACGGCAUCAUGGAGAUGGGAGGGGGGGUGUUUAACGACGACAUGGACGACUCGGUGUCGCAGUCAUGGACGGGAGCGAUUUGA
Purpureocillium lilacinum is the source of this 2526-nucleotide messenger RNA. RefSeq lists its product as uncharacterized. NCBI's taxonomy places the organism in Eukaryota, Fungi, Ascomycota, Sordariomycetes, Hypocreales, Ophiocordycipitaceae. Gene Ontology annotation, cellular component: nucleus. The record is from RefSeq and is a predicted model, not a curated record. Gene Ontology annotation, molecular function: DNA-binding transcription factor activity, RNA polymerase II-specific; zinc ion binding; DNA binding. Gene Ontology annotation, biological process: DNA-templated transcription; regulation of DNA-templated transcription.